GGGUGGAGGGCCACAGCCUCGGGAGGUGCUCCCACGCCAAACAAAAAUGAGGAAACAGUGAUCAACUUGUCGGACACAGAACUCUCUCCAGAAUGCACCAGUCUACUCGCUAAAGGUCUAUCAUAUGCUCCAACACACCAAGCCAACCCGUUCCAGAUGAAAGUGGAUCUAUAUCGUUUCUACCGCAACUUACACCUCAAGGCAUGGUACCACAACCAGCCCUCUGCGACGGCCAACGCGGUGCUGGAGUCUCCAAACGCACAGGACAAGCUGUACAGGCAGGUCAUGGGAACAGCAAUGGGCGCUGCAUAUGCUCCAAACUACGCAGGCCUCUAUCUGGGACUAUGGGAGGAACGCUUAAAGACUUCCAUUUGUACCUGAACAGCAUCAACCACAACAUAAAACUCAGCCUGGAGUUCAGUACUACUUCAAUCAACUUUCUUGACCUGAACAUCUAUGUGGACUCGGACGGGACUCUUCAUACCACCAUCUACAGGAAACCUACCGAUAGGAACACCAUCCUCAGGGCCGACAGCUUUCACCCUAACAGUUUAAUCUCAAACAUCCCAUACGGACAAUUUCAGAGACUUAGACGAAUUUGCGACUCUGACACUGACUUUGAAACUCAAUCUGCUGAGAUGUAUGAAAGAUUUAAACAAAGGGGUUACAAGGACAGAACUCUGAAUAGUGCAUUGUCUAAAUCUAGAUUAACAGAACGAACAAACCUUUUCAAACCCAAGCCCAGAAGACCUGUGAGUAACAGAAUUUUUUGCUCUCUACAAUACACUAACCAAACCAACAGUAUCAAACAAAUCAUCAAAAACAACUGGGACAUUCUACGGAGUGACACCACUCUUGCCCCUGUCUUCUCUGAGCCUCCGCAAUUUGCUGUGAAAAGGGCCCCCACUCUCAAGGAUAAGUUGGUCAAAAACUACAUUCCGGCCACCAAACCCAAAACUUUCCUUGUGAAACCCAUAGGCACCUUUCAAUGCGGAGCCUGUAGACACUGCCCACACAUUAACAAGUCUACUACAUUCACAAAUGCUAUGGGUACAAGAUCCUUUCAUUGCAAGCAUUUUGCCAAUUGUAACUCCACCCAUGUGGUGUACCGUUUGGACUGCAAAUGUGGUUGCUUUUACAUUGGCCUCACAAAAAGGAGACUGAGGGACAGGUUUGGGGAGCAUAAGUAUGCAAUAAAAACUAAGAACAUGAACUACCCCAUUGCUAAACACUUUCAGUCCUCCACACAGUGUAACCCCACUGACCUUAAGGUGAUGGUCAUUGAAGUAAUUCAGAAAAACAUUAGGGGUGGAGAUAGACUGAGGACACUGGCCCAAAGAGAAUCCUUCUGGAUUGACAUGUUACAGGCGUUGUCUUUCCCGGGACUCAACGAGGAGCUGGAUUUUUCUGUGUUCUUGUAAAUAAUGAAAAAAACUGUAAAUUCUGAACUGUACCCCUGUUGAAGCCCUGUGCUGUUCUCCUGAUGUAUGAUUGGCACUCCUGCCCUAGGUAUCCCUAUGUAGUUGUUUGACAGUGUCUAUGU
This is a messenger RNA of Engraulis encrasicolus (European anchovy), 1543 nucleotides long. RefSeq lists its product as uncharacterized. The record is from RefSeq and is a predicted model, not a curated record. Bases 204 to 1421 code for a protein of 405 amino acids. NCBI's taxonomy places the organism in Eukaryota, Metazoa, Chordata, Actinopteri, Clupeiformes, Engraulidae. The transcript has 3 exons.